AUGGCCGUUCUUGCAAAGUUGCUGUCUUCAACCUUCAGGGUUCUGCAGAUUUUGGGGACCCUGUUCAAUACUGGUUGUCUCACAUAUUUUAUCGUCAGACUUGCGAAUAGAAAUUUAAUCAGUGGAAGAGCAUUGGCUGUGGAAAUUAUUAGCGGUGCUGGACUCCUCUGGUCGAUUUUUGCCUUUGUAUUUUCAGUCUGUCUUCUACAAAAGACCUCCUUCCAGUUUUUCACUGUCAUUGGAGAUGCUCUGUUCAUGGGUGGAUUCAUUGCUGUCUCUGUUCUUCUCGGGAAUUCUUGGGAUGGAGACUGUUCUAGCUCGAACCUCUACAUUCCUUGGCUGCAGCGCGGAGGAAAUAACUUAGUCGCCAAUUGCCGAAUAAUCAAAGGCAUUUUUAUCACUUCCAUUAUCCUAUCUGUUCUAUUCUUCCUCACAGUGCUGACGGCAUUCCUUGCUCACAAAGCUGCUAAGAAAGAUAGAGCAUAUGGUCCCUCCCCAGCCAACAACUAUACCUCCGGCCGUGGCAAGAGGCAUAAGAACCGUGAUCUUGAAUCCGCCGCCGUAGCAGGUCCAGCCCUGGUCCCACCAGUUACUGACAAUCGUGUCUCCCACGAUUCAAAAUACACUGAUGCCACUGAAAAAACCAAUGACCCCGCUCUCCAAUCCGGUAUGACCGGCACAGAUCGUGAAUAUCUCGCUCCACGUGGAUACACCGGCAACAACGCCACUGUCUCUCCGAUCCCUUCGCGCGCUAACAUUCGUUCCAAAGACAACUCUCAUGCCGGCCAAUACGCCGCUGCUGGAGCACUAGCAGGUGGUGCAGCAGUUGCUCACCAUCAACACAAGAAAAACGCCUACGGUACAAAUCAAGAUGGUCUUCCUUUACACCCAGGUCCAGAAGAUCAUACCACCGAACAUAUUCCUCAAGACCCAGAACGACUCGGCACAAUGAACACUUACGGAACAAACCCCAAUGUCGUACCUCAAGACCCAGAUCGUCUUGGUACAAUGAACACCUACGGCACCAACACUAAUAGUGCAUACUCCGAGCUAGACACCAGGAACACCGAUAUGCCAUCUCCAUAUCACGUUCCGGGAGCAUACCCAGGAUCUAAGAAUUCUAUCCAACCCACUGCUUUCUACCCUGCCUCAAAUACUCAUGAAUUAUCAUCUGGCGCCAAUCCUCACUACUAUUCUAAUGAAAUGGAAGCCGGUGGAUAUCAAAACUACCAACAGCCGCCACAGGAGCUAGGAACAACGACAACAACAGGGGGAGCCCGGAAAUACGAGGAGUAUCAAACUCCUGUUACCCCUCUUGCUGAUGAAAGACGCGAAGAGGUUGGGUUUGGAUAUGGGAAUGGGCCCGGAAUGGCAGGUGGUGGGUCGAAUCAGGUUUCUACUUUACCAGAGCUGGGAAGAGAGGAUGGAAAGCGGUUCUAA
This is a messenger RNA of Orbilia oligospora ATCC 24927, 1440 nucleotides long. RefSeq lists its product as uncharacterized. The coding region runs from base 1 to 1440 and encodes 479 amino acids. NCBI's taxonomy places the organism in Eukaryota, Fungi, Ascomycota, Orbiliomycetes, Orbiliales, Orbiliaceae. The transcript has 3 exons. The record is from RefSeq and is a predicted model, not a curated record.